Plasmodium knowlesi strain H is the source of this 1722-nucleotide messenger RNA. RefSeq lists its product as uncharacterized. The record is from RefSeq and is a predicted model, not a curated record. The transcript is spliced from 2 exons. The coding region runs from base 1 to 1722 and encodes 573 amino acids. Lineage: Eukaryota; Apicomplexa; Aconoidasida; Haemosporida; Plasmodiidae.
AUGGAGAAUUAUUCUUACGGUUCUGGUGCAGGGAAAAUGAUACCGUCAGAACAGAGCAUCAGCAACGUACCAAGCAAGAGCACGUAUAAGCAGCUCGACAGCACGAAUUUACCCGACCCUAAGGAACCGGCAGAUUACAGUUUGUACCAACACCCUGGAAAUAUUAACCUGGUGGAUCAGAAUGGGUACGUCCUAGAGGAGACUCCCUACUACAGUCAUGGAGAAAUAAACACCACCCCCUCGAUGAACCUGUACCACGGUGCAGACAUGUACGUAGUAGGUGCAAGCAAUAGUAAAGACAUAAUGGAAAAACCAAAUAACACCUUCAAUAUACCAGGAACUAUACCAUCGAAAGGGGCACCGAAUUAUGACUAUAUAAAUUCUGCCCUAAAUAUCAACCAAGGGAAUUACUAUAAUCCAUACCAAGUGAUUAACGACUUUGUCCCUGGCAGUGAGAGUAUGAAAUACGAACCGAAGAGCGGAAUGGAUGGGGAAUACGUAAUUCCGGAGAUAAGCACAAAGAUGAAUAAUUCCUACGUGAUGAACGUAAACAAUAGUAGCAAUAUAAGUGGGAAAAUUGUACAGAAUAGUAUUAAUGGUUAUAUCGAUCCAGACAGCUACACGAAUUUGUAUGAAUACGGGAGCGGGAAUUAUAGUGAGCCCAUUAUGAAUGGCAUAGCAAGUAUGCCUGACAUGAAAAACAUGGCUAGCGCGACAUACCCCAGUGGAAUGGGAAAUGUAAAUUACGAUUUGUUGAUGCAUAACUACAACGGUGAUUUGUAUAAUAAUAUAAAUAGUGUGAGCAACGCGCAGAACUCGGCUAGCAUGGGUUAUCUGGGUGGUUUGGACAUUCCCCCCUUGAAGGUGCAACCGUACGGUGCGAGUUUUAACAGCUUCAAUUAUGACAGUAUGAAUUAUGGCGGUGUCAAUUUUGAGGGUACCAAUUUUGGGGAGGCUAAUUUGGGGAAUACCCAUUUCAGAGAUUCUCAUAUCGCGGGUUCCCACUUCGGGGAUGUCAAUUUUCAGCCCAUCCCCAAGGACGAGUUUCCACUCCUGUUUGAUAAGCACAAAGGAGCGGACCUGUUAGGCGAGCGGGAAGGGAAAUACUCAAAGCUUAUUAGAAGCAACAACCACGCGGAGGGGAGUCAUACCCACAAACACCCCCCAGAACAGUUACAAGCAAUACUAUGUCUACAAAGGUUGGAGGAAAUCCCUACUCCAUUCUUAAAUUUCAAAGACAUAAAAUAUUCAGUCAGUGUUUACUUUAACUCCUAUGAUGAUAUACUAGAAAAAUACCAAUCCCAAUUUUACAGCUGUAAAUUGAACGAAUCAAACACAUAUGCUGACUGUGAUUUGAAAAACGAAAUAAUAAAAUUACCAUUCAAUAAUGAAGAAUUUAUUUACCUAAAGGUGAUAGAAACGUCUAUGUACAAGACAGAAGUAACUGGUCGAUUGCAACUAAAAGUGAAAUCUCUUUCGCAGGAAUAUCCAUUGAGAAUACCUAUAAUAGGAGAUGAUGGGAAUUCCAAAGGAUUUUUAAUUAUGAACUUUUUUAUCACCUCGUCCUUCUAUGAUUUAAAGAAUGACUUGCUCAUAACUGAUCAGUCAAGUUUGCCCAGUCGGCCCAAGUCUACAAGGAUCCGGAGAAAAAAUAAUGGUUUCCAUUUUUUCGAAAAUUUCACAAAGUGGUGUUGUGAGAUAACGGACCAUCACAUGAACUAG